AUGAGCAGCGUGUCUGAAAUCAAGACUGUAAUGCGACCAGCGUCUACAGAAACUGUAGCCGCUAAUGCCCACCACAAUCUGCAGACCAAAAAUUCUACUUCCUUGCCAUCUAUUUCUCCCUCUGACCGCGUGAUUAUCGCUGGUGCCGGGCCCACUGGUCUGUUUCUAGCCUACAAGCUCGCUAAAUCUGGUAUCAAGGUCGACUUGGUCGAGAGGCUACCCGAUAUCAGUGAUGCACCCCGAGCAGCGGGCUACUACGGCGCGACCUUGCUUGCGCUAAAAGAUGCUGGAUUGCUGCACCUGGCCGCACAGCGCGGGUAUCUCGCCAGGGCAGUGGGAUGGCGGACGGCCGUGCAGGAUGAUGGGCACGGGAACAAGACAUGGGGCCGUCUAUUAUGCAACAUCCCGUUUGACCAAGGGAGCCAGGAACGGCCAGAAAUGGGGAUGCUUCUGCUACCACAACCAAAGCUAUGCGAGCUUCUGAAAGAGCAGAUCCAUGUACUCAACGGCAUGCAGCCUGGGAGUGUCAAAUUCCAUUUCCAUUCGGAGCUCAGCAAUGUACAUGAUGACGGCCACGGCGUGGCGGUAUCAGUCCGCAAUCCGGAGACCGGAAUUGAGCGCGAACUUCGAGGUAUUCUCUUUGUCGGCGCGGACGGUGCAAAAUCGAAAGCCCGCCAAUUGCUUGGGAUCAAGCUGCAGGGCCACACUUGGCCAGAACGCAUGAUCGCGGCUGACGUGCUGCUGCGCAAUGUCGAUGUCCCGCCUCUUACUCAGCUCCACUUUAUUGUCCACCCGGUUCACUUCGCCAUGGUAAUACCCCUAGAGCGACCUGUUGAAGGAGAAACGACUCUAUGGCGCUUCUCAAUGGCGACAGACCCCACGGACAACUCAACUGAAGAGGAAUUACUACGGGAAGAAAACCUCGCGAGGCUGUUCGAGAAUUACAUGGUUGGACCUAGGCCCCCGCAAUAUAAGGUGGUCAGCAAAACAGUUUAUCGUCUCCACCAGCGAUUGGCUAAUACGAUGGCGAUUGGGCGAUGCGCACUGGUAGGCGACGCAGCACAUCUCAACAACCCCGUCGGUGCACUAGGCCUCUCUACUGGCAUUCUUGACUGUGAUGCACUAGCGACAGCAAUUGAGAUGAUACUCCAUGAGGGUGGCCCUGUUUCUCUGCUCAGCACCUACUCGGACGCACGCCGUCAGGUGUUCCAGUCAUUCGUCUCGCCAACCAGCACCGCGAACAAGUUGCGCAUUCAACAAGAACCCGUUGCGGCCGACGAUGACUGGCUGAUACGCAAGAUGCAGAAUCCGACGCUCGAGACCCUCCACGACUUCAUAAAACCCUAUGUCACUGUUUGGAGGACUGAUAUGCGCGCGCUAGUAGCCGAGCAAGCGGCGAGAGACGAGCAAAUCUUGAAAGCAAAUCUCAGCGAAGCCUUAUGA
Messenger RNA from Aspergillus udagawae, 1443 nucleotides. RefSeq names its product FAD-dependent oxidoreductase. Lineage: Eukaryota; Fungi; Ascomycota; Eurotiomycetes; Eurotiales; Aspergillaceae. Gene Ontology annotation, biological process: 3-(3-hydroxy)phenylpropionate catabolic process. The coding region runs from base 1 to 1443 and encodes 480 amino acids. The record is from RefSeq and is a predicted model, not a curated record. The transcript has 2 exons. Gene Ontology annotation, molecular function: 3-(3-hydroxyphenyl)propionate hydroxylase activity; FAD binding.